AUGUCGGAGGAAAUUGGUUGCUUUGACUUACUCCAAGACGGCGAUCUCUUCUUCGACUUCGAUCCUUCAGUUGUCACUGAAUCUCCUCUUGUGGAUGAUUUAAUUCGUUCUUCACCAGAUUCUAUACAUUCGUGGAUCGGAGAGGUUGAGAGCCAAUUAAUGAAUGACGAGCAGCAGAAUUUUCUGGAGCUGGAUGAGCAAUCAGUUUCAGAGUUUUUAACGGAUCUAUUCGUUGAUUAUCCCACAAGCGAUUCUGGCCCGGUUGAUUUGACGACGGCUAAAGUUUCAGAUGUACCAACAGUCGAAUAUCCCGCCGCCGGAAAGGAACCUGAAGGCUCCAAUGAUUCCGGGAAGGAGAAAGCGGAUUUCUCAGUUGAGAAGAAGUCUGACGCAUCCAAUGAUUCUGGAAGUGAGAAUCAGGAUGAAGCAAAGGUGGAAAGCGAGAAUGAUGGAAACGAUGAUGCUAUGGCCAAGAAAAGAAGAAGGUAUAUCUGA
Thlaspi arvense is the source of this 495-nucleotide messenger RNA. The record is from the annotation of a GenBank genome assembly. Lineage: Eukaryota; Viridiplantae; Streptophyta; Magnoliopsida; Brassicales; Brassicaceae.